This is a messenger RNA of Magnusiomyces paraingens, 486 nucleotides long. RefSeq lists its product as uncharacterized. Gene Ontology annotation, cellular component: actin filament; actomyosin contractile ring. The record is from RefSeq and is a predicted model, not a curated record. Lineage: Eukaryota; Fungi; Ascomycota; Dipodascomycetes; Dipodascales; Dipodascaceae. Gene Ontology annotation, molecular function: actin filament binding. The transcript is spliced from 2 exons. Gene Ontology annotation, biological process: actin filament organization; mitotic cytokinesis. The coding region runs from base 1 to 486 and encodes 161 amino acids.
AUGGAUAAGCUUAGAGAAAAAAUCACCUCCCUUAAACUCGAAACUGAAGCUGCACAAGACAAGGCUGACGAAGCCAACGAGCGUGUCAAGGUUCUGGAACAAGAAGUGACUACUAAGGACCAAGAGAUUGCUGCUCUUAACCAUAAGAAUAGUCUUUUGGAAUCAGAAGUCGAUGAGCUGGAAGCCAAGCUGUCAGAGGCAAAGGGUGCUGCCGAGGAAGGUGCUGCACAUGGUUCUGCUAACGAGUCACUGACCAAGAAGAUUUCCCAGCUGGAAGAGGACUUAGAGACUUCAGAUACCAAUCUGCGUGAAACAACUGAAAAGCUUCGCCAGGUUGAUGUUAAGGCUGACCACUUUGAACGUAAAGUUACCAGCUUGGAGCAGGAAAUUGAGAAUUGGGAAAAGAAGUAUGAGGAGCUUGACGAAAAGUACAAGGUUGCAAAGAACGAGCUAGACGAAAUCACCCGAUCUUUGGAGGAUAUUUGA